AUGAGUUGGCUUCCAAUAGGUGCUUCUCUCUUUGCCAGCAAUAUUGGCAGUGAGCAUUUUAUUGGAUUAGCCGGUGCUGGAGCAGCAAGUGGCAUUGGCGUUGCCGCUUUUGAGCUCAACGCUUCCCUUCUGCUACAACUUUUGGGUUGGGUAUUUUUGCCGGUGUAUAUUGCAAGCGGAGCUUUUACACUUCCCGAUUACAUGAGUCGUCGAUUUGGGGGAAAUCGAAUUCAAGUCUAUCUGGCAGGCCUCUCUCUACUUCUUUACAUUUUCACCAAGAUUUCGGUGAAUCUCUAUUCCGGAUCUUUAUUCCUCACCGAAGCGCUGCGAUGGAACAUAUGGAUUUCAAUCAUUUUUCUUCUGGCUCUCACUUCUUUAAUCACUGUCACAGGGGGUCUUGCUGCGGUACUAUACACGGACACUAUGCAAUGUUUCGUAAUGAUUAUCGGAGCAAUGCUGUUGGCUAUCCUCAGUAAGUCGCCGAAGUGUGACCAGAAUGAUGUACUACAUAAAGUUGAUUGUCAUGCUACUUUAUUAGUACGAUAA
Messenger RNA from Echinostoma caproni, 546 nucleotides. The record is from the annotation of a GenBank genome assembly. Lineage: Eukaryota; Metazoa; Platyhelminthes; Trematoda; Plagiorchiida; Echinostomatidae.